Messenger RNA from Cannabis sativa, 4946 nucleotides. Its product is annotated as clustered mitochondria protein. Gene Ontology annotation, biological process: organelle organization. NCBI's taxonomy places the organism in Eukaryota, Viridiplantae, Streptophyta, Magnoliopsida, Rosales, Cannabaceae. The coding region runs from base 213 to 4460 and encodes 1415 amino acids. The record is from RefSeq and is a predicted model, not a curated record. The transcript is spliced from 29 exons. Gene Ontology annotation, cellular component: cytoplasm. Gene Ontology annotation, molecular function: protein binding.
UCAUUUCCAUCCUUUCAAAGUGAAGCACAACUUCUUGGCUCUGUCUCUCUGUUACUCAUCCCUCUAUCGGUUCUGUCACUAACUCAGCAGCCGUACCCUAGAAAUAUCAUCUACCUCCUUUACCACCUGAUCGGAGAUCAGACACGAGUUAUUCCGUUUCACUCAUUGGCCGGAUAAACAACUCCUUCACUCACAACAGAAUAGAAGGUGAAAUGGCUGGAAAAUCAAACAGAGGGAAGAAUCGGAAGGGAUCCAAUAUUGGCGUAACAUCUACUGAGACCGUGGUUCCAACUGAUGCUCCUGCCAAAGAUAUUUCUAGUGAUGCUCCGACUAAAGAUAUUCCCAGUGCUAAAGAUGUUUCCAGUGAUGCUCCUGUUUCAACUGCCUUGGAAUCUUCCCUAACCGAUGCUAAUGAGAUUCCUGUUGUAGUUGAAUCAACUGAUGCCAAGCCGGAGCAUAAAUCUGAAACAGAUAAUUCAACCAGCCAAUCGAAGCAAGGUGACCUCCAUCUGUUUCCUGUAUCUGUCAAAACACAAAGUGGCGAGAAGCUUGAGCUUCAGUUGAACCCGGGAGAUUCUGUGAUGGAUGUAAGACAAUUUCUUCUUGAUGCUCCGGAAACAUGUUUCUUCACCUGCUAUGAUUUGUUGCUGCACACAAAAGAUGGCUCCACCCAUCAGCUUGAAGAUUUUAAUGAGAUUUCUGAGGUAGCUGACAUAACUACUGGUGGAUGCUCGUUGGAGAUGGUGCCUGCUCUAUAUGAUGAUAGAUCUGUGAGAGCUCAUGUCUAUAGAACAAGAGAAUUGCUUUCUCUUUCAUCACUUCAUGCAUCACUUUCGACGUCACUUGCAUUGCAACAUGAAACGACGCAAAACAAAACAAGUCCUGGAGAGGUCCCAGAGCUUGAUGGUUUGGGUUUCAUGGAGGAUGUUUCUGGUUCACUCAGUAAUUUAUUAUCAUCACCCACAAAAGAGAUCAAAUGUGUGGAAAGUAUUGUUUUUUCAUCUCUCAAUCCUCCUCCAAGCUAUAGAAGGCUUGUUGGAGAUUUGAUAUAUUUGGAUGUUGUAACCUUGGAAGGAAAUAAAUUUUGUAUCACUGGAACUACAAAGCUGUUUUAUGUCAAUUCAAGCACAGGGAACACACUUGACCCUCGGGCAAGUAAAGCUAAUUAUGAAGCAACCACACUUGUGGGACUCUUGCAAAAAAUCAGCUCUAAGUUUAAAAAAGCUUUUCGUGAAAUUUUGGAGCGGAGAGCUUCUGCACAUCCUUUUGAAAAUGUUCAAUCUUUGUUGCCUCCGAACUCUUGGCUUGGAUCGCAUCCUGUUUCUGAUCACAAACGUGAUGCGGCCAGAGCAGAGGAUGCACUUGUUCUUUCAUAUGGAAGUGAGCUGAUUGGUAUGCAACGAGAUUGGAAUGAGGAGUUGCAAUCAUGCCGGGAAUUUCCCCAUACUACUUCUCAAGAGAGAAUUUUGCGGGAUCGAGCUCUCUACAAAGUAACUUCAGACUUUGUUGAUGCUGCAAUAAAUGGUGCUAUUGGUGUAAUCAAUAGAUGCAUACCUCCCAUAAAUCCUACUGACCCAGAGUGCUUUCACAUGUAUGUCCACAAUAAUAUAUUCUUCAGUUUUGCUAUUGACGCUGAUCUUGAGGAUCUGAGCAAGAAAUGUGGAUCAGAUAAGUUAAAAAGUGGCAAAAACGGCUGUUUAUCUGAAAAGGCAUCCAAAGUUGGAAUUGCCAAUGGGGACAAAUGUGAUAAAUCAUGUAGAGAGGAACAUCAUAAGGUCACUGAAGUUACUCCUGAUGUACCUUCUGAGACACAGUCAGCUGAGACUGAGCAAGCCACAUAUGCUUCUGCUAAUAAUGAUUUAAAAGGCACCAAAGCAUACCAGGAAGCUGAUGUCCCUGGCCUUUAUAAUCUUGCAAUGGCUAUAAUUGAUUACAGGGGUCAUAGAGUUGUUGCUCAGAGUGUUUUACCAGGGAUUCUUCAAGGAGAUAAAUCAGAUUCACUUUUGUAUGGUUCUGUUGACAAUGGCAAGAAAAUAUGCUGGAAUGAAGAUUUUCAUUCAAAGGUGGUAGAGGCUGCCAAACGACUUCAUUUGAAGGAGCAUGCUGUUCUUGAUGGAUCUGAAGCCAUGUUUAAAUUAGCUGCACCCGUGGAAUGCAAGGGUAUCAUUGGUAGUGAUGACAGGCAUUAUCUUCUUGACUUGAUGAGAGUAACACCUCGUGAUGCUAACUACACGGGACGUGGGUCCAGAUUUUGUAUUUUGAGACCAGAACUCAUUACGGCUUUUUGUCAGACCCAAGGUGUAGAGAAAUCAAAAAGUAAGUCGGAUGAUGAAGUAACUGGUCAGGUAGCAAGUAAUGAUCCAAGUGUGGCUGGGGACAUUCAGGGUGCAACAAAAGAAGAGAAGACUCAGGCUGUUCCAGCACUUCAUGAUUGUACCUCUGGAUCACAAGAAGAAAUUCUCUUUAACCCUAACGUGUUUACUGAAUUUAAGCUGGCUGGAACUGAAGAGGAGAUAGCAGCAGAUGAAGAAAAUGUGAGAAAAGUUAGUUUGUACCUUACAGAUGUUGUACUUCCAAAAUUUAUACAAGAUCUAUGCACCCUUGAAGUUUCACCUAUGGAUGGUCAGACAUUGACUGAAGCUCUUCAUGCACAUGGAAUAAAUGUUCGCUAUAUUGGGAAAGUGGCUGAUGGAACCAGGCAUUUACCUCACUUGUGGUAUCUUUGCUCUAAUGAAAUUGUGGUUAGGUCUGCCAAACAUAUCCUCAAGGAUGUUUUAAGAGAAACUGAGGAUCAUGAUCUUGGGCCAGCAGUAACUCAUUUCUUCAAUUGUCUAUUUGGAAGUUGUCAAGCAAUUGGGACGAAAAGCACUGCUAGUAAUACGCAGUCUAGGACACCAAAAAAGGACCAAGUAGGUAGUCAAUCUUUUGGAAAAGUUUCCAAGGGGCAUGGAAAAUGGAAAGGUGGAGCAUCUGGAAGAAAAAAUCAAUCUUUGUAUAUGAAUGUGUGCUCUGAAACUUUGUGGUUGGAUAUUAAAGAAUUUGCGAAGCUCAAAUAUCAGUUUGAGUUGCCAGAAGAUGCUAAGAUGCGUGUGAAGACAGUUUCUGUUAUCCGUAAUCUUUGCCAAAAGGUAGGAAUUACAAUUGCAGCUCGCAGAUAUGACCUUAAUUCUUCAACUCCUUUCCAAACAACAGAUAUCCUGAAUCUCCAGCCUGUGGUUAAGCACUCAGUUCCUCUGUGCUCAGAAGCCAAGGAACUUGUUGAAACUGGGAAGAUCCAGUUAGCUGAGGGAAUGCUUAGUGAAGCUUACACAUUAUUUUCCGAGGCAUUUUCAAUUCUUCAGCAGGUUACUGGACCAAUGCAUCGUGAGGUUGCUAACUGCUGUCGGUACCUGGCGAUGGUCCUAUAUCACGCUGGGGACAUGGCUGGAGCAAUAAUGCAACAGCAUAAAGAACUAAUCAUUAAUGAACGGUGCCUUGGUUUGGACCACCCUGAUACUGCUCACAGUUAUGGAAAUAUGGCUCUUUUCUACCACGGUCUUAAUCAGACAGAACUUGCACUGAGGCAUAUGUCCCGAGCAUUGCUCCUGUUAAGUUUGUCAUCUGGUCCUGAUCAUCCUGAUGUUGCUGCAACUUUUAUAAAUGUUGCAAUGAUGUAUCAGGAUAUUGGAAAAAUGAAUACCGCACUUCGUUAUUUGCAAGAGGCCUUGAAAAAAAAUGAGAGGCUUCUUGGUGAGGAACAUAUCCAAACUGCUGUAUGCUAUCAUGCCCUUGCCAUCGCAUUUAAUUGCAUGGGUGCUUUCAAGCUUUCACACCAGCAUGAGAAGAAAACAUAUGAUAUACUUGUCAAACAGCUUGGUGAGGAGGAUUCAAGAACUCGCGACUCUCAAAACUGGAUGAAGACAUUUAAGAUGCGUGAGUUACAGUUGAAUGCUCAAAAGCAGAAGGGUCAAGCGUUGAAUGCAGCCUCAGCCCAAAAGGCUAUAGAUAUCUUAAAGGCCCAUCCCGACUUGAUACAAGCAUUCCAAGCUGCUGCUGGUGCUGGAGGGACUGGAAGUUCAAGUGGGUCUGUCAACAAAUCACUUAAUGCUGCCAUGAUUGGUGAAACAAUUCCCCGAGGGAGGGGAGUUGAUGAAAGGGCUGCACGUGCAGCUGCUGAAGUCAGAAAAAAGGCAGCAGCAAGGGGCCUUUUGAUUCGUCCGCAUGGUGUUCCUGUCCAAGCCUUGCCUCCCCUUACUCAACUUCUCAACAUUAUAAAUUCAGGGGCAACGCCAGAUGCAGUGAACAAUGGAGAGACAAAUGGAGUCAAUGACACAAAUAGCCAUCCCUCAAAUGGUUCAGUAGAAGUAAAAAUAGAUCAACCAUCAUCAGAGGAAGCAGGCCAACCUCCGGUGGGAUUGGGCAAAGGUUUAGGGUCAUUGGACACAAAGAAACAGAAAUCAAAACCUAAAGCUUCAUCUUAAUUUUUUUUUGAACAUCUGUGAUUCUAGAUAGGCAGGAACAAAUAGAUUCUAGAUAGGCGUUGAUGCUGCAAAUUUUUUCAAUGGGCUCAAGGAGGAUCAAUUCCUACCAAACCUUAGAAGCUAGAAAGAAAUUGAGAUUCAUAUCAAACCCAAUAAUGCCAGUUUUGGAUUGUCCAUAGUGAUAUUUGGCUGAAAGACAUGGUGGGAAUCAAUAGAUGGAUCAUAAAAUCAUCCUGGUAGUCUGGUAUAGACUGAUGGAUGUGCCUUGUGUACUAGCCUAUAUUUCUCUUUUUUUCGUUUUGUUUUUUUGUUUUUUGUUUUUUGUCAAGUGUUUUUUUUCCUUUGCCUAUGUGGUCUUGUGAAUUUUAUUGUACUCAUAAUAUUAUUGCCAUAACAUGUACUGUUGUGCAAAUUGAGGCUAGCAUGAAUGAUGCAGAAAAUUGUUACUUACAAUCCUAAUAAGAGUCUCAACACAAGUAUUGUUUC